Rotaria sordida is the source of this 2580-nucleotide messenger RNA. NCBI's taxonomy places the organism in Eukaryota, Metazoa, Rotifera, Eurotatoria, Philodinida, Philodinidae. The record is from the annotation of a GenBank genome assembly.
AUGGUAAUUAUGACACGUGAAAUUAUGUGCACUCGAUAUUUGAUUAUUGUGAUAUGGUAUGCAAUUGUUAUAUCAAAUGGUCAAUCGGAAGCUACAUGUAUAAGAAGUAUUGAUGGUGAAAAUAUGAAAUUUGUCUGUUCGAGUUCAAAAAAAGUGGACAAAUUUGAUAUCGAUCAUCUUUCGAACUUCACUUUGGAUCGUAUUAAAAAAUUUCAAGUUAUUGGAACAGGUAUUCGAGGUCCUUUAACAUUUAUUCCAGAUAAUAUUUGUCGUUUAACACAACUUAAAUACUUGGAUUUAUCUAAUAAUCAAAUAUCUAAUGGUGUGUUGAAUUCAUCUUUAUCAUGUUUAUCUCAAUUAGAAACUCUUGAUCUGAGUAAUAAUUUUAUUCGUGAAGUUCCUGUUGAAUUGAUUUCUCAAUUAUCAUUACUUAAAUCAAUUGAUUUAUCGCAAAAUUAUUUAACUACUAUACCUAAUUCUAUGUUUUAUAAUAUUUCAAAUAUUGAAAACUUUGAUGUAUCUUCAAAUAAUUUAACAACAUUUGAAUUGUGGUUAGUCCAAAUAAAAAAAUUAAUUAAUUAUUCUAAUAAUCGAGUAAAUUGUUUCACAAAUAAUUAUAAUGUUGAUUUUUCAAAUUAUCAAUCAAAUAUUACUGAACGAAUUCUUUUAAGAAAUACUCAAACACGGAUUUCUUUUGAUGAUAGUCUUUUUGAAAUUUAUAAUCGCUGUCAAGAAAUUACUUCAACAAAUAAUAGAGUUUUGAUGAAAGCUAUUAAAACAAUACAUGACAAUAAUAAAGGUUUACUUAAUUGGAAUUGUUCAUGUGAACAAUAUUAUUUACAAGAAUAUAUUGUAUCAAUUGAUUCUACUAAUAAUUUUUCCACAUGGGCUUGUGCUCAAGAUCCAAGUACCAAUUAUGGUCAAAGGUGUAAUUACCAAUCAUCAUUUAAUUCUGCAAAUAGCAAUCCACGUUUAUGUAAAAUUAAACCAGAUCCAAGUUCGGAUUUGGAAAGUAUUUCAUUGGAAAUUUAUAACCAAUUAUUGAGGUUUAAUCAAUCCAAUAUAACAACGGUCGAUGAGUUUGCUGCACUAAUCGAUCAAUCUAAUGAUAGAUUAAAUCAAAUCUCUAAUCAACCAGUUACUGAAUCAAUUCAAAAAAAUUUUCAAAAAAUAAUUUCUUAUAUUGAACGUUAUCUUGAAUCAAUCAAUAAAAAAGAAAAUACUAGUAAGAAUUCAGUUGGUAUUUUAAGUCUUUUAAAAACUAAUAAUUCAAUCUAUUCUUAUUCUCAAAUCAAUCAAAACAAUUCACUUUUAUAUUAUUCAACGGAAAUAAAUAAUACAAAUUCAAUAGCAAGUAUUACAAUUGAUCCAAUAUCAAUUGAAAAUUUAUCUAGAACAGAUAUUUAUACAUUUUAUUAUCUUCCAUCAAUAUUUUUUCGUUAUGCACAAAAAGAUCAAAACAUAAUUAUAGCUUCACCUGUUGUUGGCCUACAUAUACCGAAUAACUCUCCACGUUCUAUUAAUAUGUCAUUUAUUGACAAUAAACUUUCAUCUGGAAAAUAUUUCUGUGUAUUUUGGCAAUAUGAUCAAUGGAAUGAUACUGGUUGUUCUUAUUCUUUAGAUUCUAAUUUAAAUCGUCAUUAUUGUUUUUGUAAUCACACCACAUCUUUUGCAUUAAUAUUUAUUCCACAUAAAACUCUGCGUGAUACCCUUAUACCAAGUAUAAUUAUUGCUAUACUGUCAAUAGUAUGUUUUUCUAUAUCAAUAAUUCUUUCAAUACAUCGACAAGCAAAAUCUUUUCAUCAUCUAUCAAUAGCAAAUAUAUUUAGUUUAUCAAAUUCAAUAAUUUUAUUUAUAUUAUUAACUAUUAUUUUAAUUCGUAGUUAUAAAUCAUCAAAUAUAGAAUUAAUAGUUCAAGAUAAAUGUUCACUACAUUCAAGAAAUUUAGCUAUUGCAACGUAUUUUUUUUUCAUAUUAACAUUUGCAAGUAAAACUUUACUUGGUAUUGGAUAUUUUUUAACAAUAAUUUUUCAUUUUAUUUUUAUUGAAUUUACAAUUAUCUCUAAUAAAUGGUUUUAUGCAAGUUUUUUUCUUAUUAUUCUUAUUUCGUUAAUACCAACAAUAAUAAUCAAUAUAGUUAUAAAUCGAUGGACAAAUUUAUUUCUACAAUAUAAAGAUAUAUGUUGGUUUAAUAAAUCAUUUAUAUUUCGAUUUAUUUCAAUACCAAUAAUUAUUUUUCUUGCAUUAAAUGUAUUAAUUAUAAUUGGAAUAACUAUUCGUUUAAUUCAAUUUUUUAUUGGUCGUAAAAUGUCACAAACAAAUCAAAAACGAAUGAUUGUUUCAAUAAUGAUAUGGAUUACAUUAUGUAUAUCAUUAGGUAUUGCUUGGAUAUUUGGACCAUUUUUAGAUUUAAUGAUCAAAGAAAAAACUCAAACAUCAUCAAAAAUUACACAAUGGAUUUUUGGGCUUUUUAAUGGACUUGAAGGUGUAUGGGUAUUAGGUGUUAAUGUAAUUUUUUAUUUAAAUCAAAAAUUGAAUAUGAAAUAUCAUGGGACAGUUUUGAAUAAAGUUAAAAACUAA